GCUCCCGCGGCUCUUCGCUCCCGCCAGCUUCGGAGCCGAGGCCCCAGCAGGACGGGGCGGCCGGGCUCGGACUGCAGCAUGGCGACCCCGGACGGGGCGCCGGACCCCUGGGCGUCGCUGGAGGCUCCCGCCCGCCUGGUGCUGCGGGCGCUGCAGGCCGGGCCCGCGGGCGCGCGGCGCGGCCUGGGGGCGCUGCGGGCGCUGGGCCGCCGCGGCCCGGCCUCCUUCAGCUGGGGCCCCUUCCUGGAGGCGCUGUGCCACGAGGAGCCGGUGGUGCCCGCGCCCGGCGGCCGCCUGGAGCUGAAGCCACUGUUGCUGCGAUUGCCUGCGUUAUGCCAGAAGAACCUCAUGUCUCUGUUAAUGGCUGUUCAGCCUUUGCUGCCUGCAAGUGGGCUUCUCUCUGUGCUGCAUAUUGCACAGCAGGAAGUCGCCUCUGGCCCAGAUGCCUGGCUCCAGGCCCUAGGGAUACUGCUGCAAAGAGAUCUGGGUGACAGGGACCCUGUUGAGGGAGUCUCUCCACUGCCCCAAACUUGCCAGAGGCAGCUCCGCGGCCUGUGCAGGCAGCUGGGCCAGGGGGGCAGGAGGCUGAGGUCGCCUCAGGCUCCAAACACUGAAGAGGACAAAGAAGAGGAGGAUAGCAGGGACUCUCAGGCUCCAAACCCAGAGCAGGAAGAGGAAACAGUUACCGGGGACUCCCAGCAGCAGGAGAAACGCAGGAAGGAGCCAGAAGAUACCAGUCCUGGCAGCCAGAGGGCCCCCAAGAGGAUCCGGAGUUGGGAAAGGGAAGAAGAGAAAGACCAUAAGGAGGAGCACGAGGCCUUGGCCUCCCCGUCUGAGGAAGGAGGUGCACUACCCACGAAGCAGCAGCUUGUUGGGGGAACUGAGGCCAGUGAGGCUGGCCAGAGGCCGGAGGCCAAGAACCCAGCUGAAAGAGUGGAGCUGCCUAAAGCUCUCCAGGACCAGGUGACCAGGCUGCAGAAGCUGUUGAAGACCUUUGAGGAGGGGCUGGAGGUGUUGGAGGACAGCUCUCCAGUUGAACUGCAGUUUCUGCAUGAGUGUAGCCCCAGCCAGAUGGAGUUGCUGUGUGUCCAGCUGCAGCUCCCACAGCUCUCAGAUGCAGGCCUCCUGCAGUUCUGCACCCAGCUGCUGGCCCUCUCACCACACCUGAGCAUCGGAAAUGCCACUGUGCUGGCCAGGAGCCUCUUUCUUGGACGGGUCCUCUCCCUGACUUCCUCCGCUUCUUGGCUGCUCAGAACAUCCCUCACCUCCUUCUGUGCCAAGUAUACCUACCCGGUCUGCAGAGCCCUCUUGGACCCCGUGCUCCAGGCCUCUGGCAUAGGUCCAGCUCAGACAGAGUUACUGUGUUCUCUGAUGAAGGAGGAGUCUCUCGAGACAGACAUGCAGCUCCUGAUGCUCAGGCACAUGCUGGAGCUGUCCUGGAGGGAUGAGACGUUCGUGGUGCUGCAGGCGCUCCUGGAACGGCAGGUAGAGGUGUCCCCGGAACCGUUCGGUGUCCUCAUGCAGAGGCUCUGUGAAGAGGGGCUGGUAGCCACCGCCUCAGUGGCCUACGCCAAGCUCGUGCUCACUGUGCUGACCAACUACCAGGCCCAUAUCACAGAGACCCACAGACUGGGCCUGGCUGUGGCCCUGGAGUCUAAUACCACCUUCCUGAGGAAGUCCCUGCAGGCCUCCUUGAAACAUCUGGCCCGCCGAGCCUCUACCGAAGGACCGCCCUCCUGAGCUGCACUAGCACCCGCUCUCAACACCUGGCCUGCCCCUCGCCUCAGCAGGAAAGCAGGGCCUGGCCAUCCCAGGGGCCCGCUGCCCCCUGAUCUAGGCUGCACGGAGGUCAUCUGGGCCCUGCAGCCCACACGGGGGCUCCUGGCCCCUGACAGGAUCAAUAGUAUUUAAUAAAGAGCAAGAUUUGCACAGGG
This is a messenger RNA of Dipodomys spectabilis (banner-tailed kangaroo rat), 1934 nucleotides long. It is a transcript of the gene Fance, whose product is annotated as FA complementation group E. The record is from RefSeq and is a predicted model, not a curated record. Gene Ontology annotation, cellular component: Fanconi anaemia nuclear complex. Gene Ontology annotation, biological process: interstrand cross-link repair. Bases 79 to 1740 code for a protein of 553 amino acids. The transcript is spliced from 10 exons. Lineage: Eukaryota; Metazoa; Chordata; Mammalia; Rodentia; Heteromyidae.